Molecule: messenger RNA, 5609 nt
Organism: Pristis pectinata (smalltooth sawfish)
Lineage: Eukaryota; Metazoa; Chordata; Chondrichthyes; Rhinopristiformes; Pristidae
Gene: actr8
Product: actin related protein 8
Exons: 13
Coding region: 167-2032 (621 amino acids)
Biological process (GO): regulation of DNA-templated transcription; double-strand break repair
Cellular component (GO): Ino80 complex
Source: RefSeq, a predicted model, not a curated record
ACACACACUGACAGGAAGCAACACGGACACAGGAGCUGUAGGACGGACGGAGACAGGAAACACCCGGCGCGGUAGGCGCACUCACCGAAUACGGUCCCAACAUUUCGGAGAGAGCCGGUGGCCGGUGCCCAGGCGUUGACCCUGCUGCCGGGCCUGGUCGCGAAAAAUGACGCAGGUGGAACCGGACAACGGCAAAGAAAAAGAGAAGGAAAAGGAAAAGGAGCAACGCGGGGUGAAGCGGCCUAUCGUUCCCGCCGCCAUCCCAGAGUCUGUACUCGAGCCAAUCCAGAGCAACUUCAUUGUGGUUAUUCACCCUGGUUCAUCUACUCUGAGGAUUGGCCGAGCGGCUGAUACACUCCCCGUUGGUAUACCUCAUGUCAUCGCCCGAAGACAUAAACAACAAGGACAGCCUCGAUAUGAGGACCCAUGGCUUCAAAGGGAUGGUCUUAAUAAACCAGAAAGUAAUGAGCAAAGACUGAAUGGCCUUAAAAUGGUGGAUCAAGCAAUAUGGUCCAAAAAGAUGUCAAAUGGUGCAAGACGAAUACCAGCUCCACCAGAUCAGGUGAGGGCAUAUAACAAACAGAUGAGACCAGCAGUUUUGGAUGCUAAUUCUGGGGUCAAAUGGACAAACACAUCACAUCAGCCUGAAUUUCUUGUAGGAGAAGAGGCAUUGUAUGUAAAUCCAACAGACUGCUACAAUGUACAUUGGCCAAUUCGCAGAGGUCAAUUUAACAUUCAUGCGGGACCUGGAGGUUCUCUCACUGCAGUAUUGGCUGAUCUGGAGACUAUAUGGACAUAUGCUAUUCAGAAAUUCCUAGAAAUUCCACGUAAGGAUUUAAAGUAUUACAGGUGUAUCCUGCUAAUCCCAGAUAUCUACAAUAGACAGCAUGUUAAAGAAUUGGUGAACCUACUGUUGAACAAUAUAGGAUUCUCAGGUGUUAUUGUCCAUCAGGAAUCAAUCUGUGCUACUUUUGGAAGUGGGUUAAGUAGUGCCUGUGUGGUGGAUGUAGGGGAACAGAAGACCAGUGUGUGUUGUGUAGAAGAUGGAGUUUCGCAUCGAAAUACUAGACUUCGCUUAGCAUAUGGAGGAUCUGAUGUGACCAGAUGUUACUUCUGGCUUAUGCAGCGAUCUGGUUUUCCAUACCGAGAAUGUCAAGUUUUCAAUCGAAUGGACUCCCUUCUUCUUCAACAGCUUAAAGAGACAUUUUGCCAUCUAGACCAGGAUAUCUCUGGAAUUCAAGAUCACGAAUUCAAGAUCCGUCACCCAGAUUCUCCAGCUUUGUUAUACCAGUUGAAGCUAGGAGAUGAAAAGCUACAGGCACCGAUGGCCUUGUUUUAUCCUGCUACUUUUGGAAUAGUGGGACAGAAGAUAACGACCUUGCAACACAGAUCUCCCGGUGAUUCGGAAGAUCCGCACGAUGAACAUUAUUUAGUAGCAACCCAGAGUAAACAGGAACAGGCUGCUAAAGCUAUUGCUGAGAGAAAAGCACUAGCCAAGUACGCAGGAUUUGAAGCAGAAUCAGGUGCACCGAAUUCUGACAGUGCAGAGAAAAGUCAUCCUCAUGAACUGGAACUUGGAGCUUCUCAGCACGAUUGCUUAUUGGCAGCGAAUGAUUCGGAGGAUCUACCAGCAGCUCUGAUGGCAAGGAAAACAACUGUGUCGCAAUUUGAAGGAAAGGCAUUGGGCCUUGAUAAAUCAAUAUUGCAUAGUAUUGAUUGCUGCGGUUCUGAUGAAACAAAAAAGAAAAUGUACAGUUCUAUUUUGGUGGUUGGCGGUGGUCUAAUGUUUCAUGGGGCUCAGGAGUUUUUGCAACACAGAAUUUUGAAUAAGAUGCCACCAUCGUUUCGAAGAAUUGUGGAGAAUGUUGAAGUCAUCACAAGACCCAAGGACAUGGAUCCACGGCUAAUAGCAUGGAAAGGUGGGGCUGUUCUGGCUUGUCUAGACACAACCCAAGAGCUCUGGAUACACCAGCGAGAGUGGCAGCGGUUUGGAGUGCGUAUGCUACGAGAGAGAGCGCCAUUUGUAUGGUGAACUAUCCUAUUCACGAUGAACCUUACAAACUAAAAUUACAAAUUAAUUAAAAUAAUUACCCACAGCUGACUUUUCAGAAAGCACGGAAAUAUAUCAUGAUUGCUUUUUUUUCAAUUAACCUGUUUGUCGGCAAUCUGUUGGGAUAAAAUUGCUACAGUUGCAAAAUCAUUUGAGUCUGUUGAUAUAUGUACAUUAUUUUAGAAAUGGAAGAGUAGAGUUUAUCCAAAUCUGAAUAUGUUAAUAAUGAGCAGUUAAUGUGCAAAUAUUUUGUCUUAAUUAUAAAUAAAGUUUUACUACCUCAAAUAACUUAAAUUUUAGCCAUGAAAGGCUUCUGCGAAACAAUUUACAGAUUAUUUUUGUCUAAUGUUACUGUGUAGAAGAGUUGAUCACUGUUUGCUUGUUUCAUUGGCCUUUUAAUUUGGCUUUGGCAAGUGAGGGAAUUCCUUCCUGUGAAUUACCACGAUAACAGUUGUGGCUUGUUUUGUGUUUCACCUCUGAUCCACUUUUAUUUUUACUGAGAGUUUUGCAACUUGUUUCAGCAGAGGUUAAAGCAUUAAUAUUGCAGUUGUAGUGGGUCCACUCAGUUUUGUUUUGAAGUCAAUUCACCAGAACUAUAAUUAUGUCUUCAUGCAAAAGCAUGUUGAAAAGAUUUUGUUGGUUACAGAACAACAAGUGCGUUAUUAAAUUUAGGUGCAGGAACGGGUACUUAUCCAGCAGACCACAUUUAAUAUAAAUUAAUACAGUAUUGUUCUCUCUUUUUGUCCCCAGCCAAUUCUCUCUACCUCUCUAUUCUCACUAUCUGCCCACCUUCUGCUCAAGUUUAGGCGUGAUCUUGUGCUUGGAUCUAAACUUACUAUCUGCCAAAAAAAUUCUGUGUUUAGUGCACUGACACAGCCAGUACUCUCUGUACACAAACUUUAAUUAGUUUCUCACCAUUUAAAAAUAAAUAUUUUACUAAUUUUCCUGCAAAAUGAAUACACUCACGUUUUCACAUUAUACUCCAUAAGUCGCCUUCUGGCCCACUUGUUUAACCUUUCAGCAUUCCACUAUGGAAUCGUUGCAGUGUCUUUAUAGCUCACUUUCCCAACUUUCUCUGUAUCACUAGUAUACAGUAUGUGGAUGCAUUAAUUCUUUUCAUCCAAGUCUUUAAUAUAAUUUAUAAGUAGUUGAAGACAGUACUAAUUCAUGUGGCACCCUAUUAAUGACAGUCUACCUACCUGAAGUAGACUGUUUCUCCUAUCAGUUUCUCUUCUUUAGCCUAACAUUUAUCCACGGAAAUAUAUUACCCCCAAUCGUCAACUACUUACCUUAUGAACUCAGUGGGUCAGGCAGCAUCUAUGGAGUGAAAUGGACAGUUGACGUUUUGGGUCGAGAAUGACAAAGGGUUUCGACCUGAAACAUCAACUGUUCACUUCCCUCUAUAGAUGCUGCCUGACCCACUAAGUUCCUCCACCACUUUGUUUGUUGCUCCAGAUUUCCAGCAUCUGCAGUCGCUUGUGUCUCCCACUUGUGAUGUUUUUUGAAAAUCCAGACACAGAUCAAUGUGUUCCAUCAUAUCUACUGUAAUUACAUCCUCAAAAGAAACUUUUAUUAAAUGUGACAUCAAAAUUUCCCUGUCCUAAAACCACCUUAAUGAUGUAUUUCAGCAAAAUGCUGACAACAGACAUAAGCUAACUGAUGUGUCAUUUCCUAUAUUCCCACUCUCUUUUAAACUAAUGAUGUUACAGUCUUCCAACCUAUUGAGACUGCUUCACAAUCCAAGGGAUUUCGGGAGAUCACCACUUGUGCAUCUACUCUGCAGCCAACUCUUUAAGAAGCCUAGUGUGGAGUCUUAUCUGGUUCUGGGGAUUUGUCAGCCUAUAGUUCUUUUAACUUCUCCAGUGUUCACUCUCUUGCAAUAUUAAGUAUUUCAGCCUUCUUACUCUCAUUUGGCCCUUGAUUCUCCAAUUUUCUGGUACGUCUUUUGUGCCUUCUGCAGUGAAGAUAGCCAAUGCCUGAAGUGACCUGUGUGUACUUUUGUUGUUUUUCCUUCUUACACGGUUGUAAAAUGUUUUCCACAUUUUGAUGUCCUGCCAUCAUUUCACCUUCUGUACCACUAGAGGGAGCUAAUAAAGCAAAGGAUAAAAUUUCAUCCUGAAACCCAGGAGAGACUCACAUUUUUGGUCAGAUUGAAAAUGAUUAAUUUCACAUCGAGUACCAGAAAAAUUAGAAGAAAUUGUAACGGUAUUCAUGGUAAUUUGCUCGAUUCAUUUUAAUUAAAGUCUUUAUGAAGUUCCUGAAUAAAUCCAGAAAAUUUCAAUAUACUAAAUAGAAAGCAAACUGAACAGCAACUCUAUUGUUAAGGUAUGUGUGACCUGCAUGCAAGAACUUUUAUUUGCAAUAGGAACCCCAAGAUUUGACUAACAGAUUUAAUUUACAUGAUUGCAAAAAUGUAUCCUUUGUGAUUUAAAUAACCCAUUGUUGGUUUGCUGUAUCCUUGUUCAAAAUAAAAAGGGAGCAAGGAUAAACCCAGUUUCUACAGGACAAUCAAUUUAGCCUUGGGUGGGAAAGUUCUUGUAAACAGUAAAAAGGAUUAAUGGAAGCCAAUAGCAAUAGGUCAAUAGCGGAGGACACAGAUUUAAGGCGAUUAGCAAAAGAACCAAAGAUGGCAUGAGAAUUAUUUUUAUGAUGUAUGUGUUUAGCAUUCUCUGACAAGAUGGUGGAGGCAGAUUCAAAGAUGGCUUUCAAGGGAAAUGGACCAAAGGGAAUUAGAUCAUAACUUGACAGAAAAAAAGUCAGAGCCUUGGGAAAAGUGCAGAAGAAUUAAACUAGCUGCAUUUUUCUUGCAGAGAGCUGGCAUGGACUUCUGUGUCGUUACCUUUCUGUGAUGAAUCCACUUCACAUGCUUGUAUUGAUUUUAAUAGGAAAAUAUAUAAAUAUGUUUUUAAAAUAAUGGAAUAUAGAUGUGUUUGUAUACAGAACCCUGUGACAGCUUACCAUAUGAGAGGCAAAUGGUAUGUUGGUCUUAAUUGCAGUGGGGUUUGGAGUAAGGAAGACCAAGAAAAUCUUGUUGCAAUUUGUUACAGUUCUGAUGAGACCAUGCCUUUUCACUAAAUGAGGAUAGAUUUCCUUUGGAAGUGGAGUAGUUUAGAUUCAGUAGAUUGAUUCUUGGAAUGUGCUAUGAAGAGCGAUUAAGUAGAAUGAACCUGUACUCACUAAAGUUUAGAAGAAUGAAAGGUGAUCUGAAGGUGAUUAACAAGCUGUUUUCUCUUGCUGGUGACUAGAUCUUGGAGGCCUUUGUCUCGGGAUGAAUGUCAGCCAUUUUGAUGAGGAGAAAUCUCUGAAUGAAGAGGUUGUGAAUCUUUAGAAUUGUCUACUCAGAAGGUUGAGAAUGUUCAGUCAUUAACCACAUUUAAUACUGAAUUAGAGAUUUUGUUAAAGGAAACUGAUGGACAAUGAGGUUAAAGCAGGAAAGUGAAGUUGAAGUGACAGGAUUUAGGGGCCAUGUGACUUACUCCUGCACCCAUUUUUGUGUUCUUUUGUCUAUAAAGUAAUUCAAAUGUAUGGAAUUAAAUAAUAAAAAAUGUGCUUUGUGUUA